Messenger RNA from Rotaria sp. Silwood2, 585 nucleotides. The record is from the annotation of a GenBank genome assembly. Lineage: Eukaryota; Metazoa; Rotifera; Eurotatoria; Philodinida; Philodinidae.
AUGACAACACCGCAUUUUUGUGAUCGUUGUGGAGCAUGUGGUAAAAGUUUUGGUCGAACAGAACCACGUACAAUAUUUAGUAAUAAAACUUAUCAUCAAAAUUGUCUUAAAUGUGCUAAAUGUCGAAGUCCAUUAAGUGGUAAUUUUUAUCCAACAUUAGAAGGUUUUACAUGUGAACAAUGUCAUAAGCGUGUAUCAACACGUUGUAAACGUUGUGGAAAUACAAUUGAAGCAGGUGUAAGAUACAAAUUAUACAAAGGACAAGAAUAUCAUCCAGAAUGUUUUUGUUGUUGGUCAUGUAAUUCACAAAUAAAUGAAGGUGAACAAUUUUUUGAAUUACGAGGUUAUCCACAAUGUAUAAAAUGUCAUUCAGAAGGUAAACAAGAAUUUUCGGAUUAUAAACCAGUUGAACUUCAUCAAUGUGCUAAAUGUCAAAAAUCAAUUGAAAAAACACAAUCAUUUUCAUAUUAUGAAGAUAAUCCUUAUCAUAAUGAAUGUUUUACAUGUAAUCGUUGUGGACUCAAUUUAGUUAAUAAGCCAUGUCAUCGUCUUGGUUCAGCCAUUGUUUGUCCAAGUUGCAAUUAA